Messenger RNA from Ceratotherium simum simum (southern white rhinoceros), 2243 nucleotides. RefSeq names its product splicing factor 3a subunit 3 (gene SF3A3). Gene Ontology annotation, molecular function: zinc ion binding; RNA binding. Lineage: Eukaryota; Metazoa; Chordata; Mammalia; Perissodactyla; Rhinocerotidae. Gene Ontology annotation, cellular component: nucleus; spliceosomal complex. Gene Ontology annotation, biological process: mRNA splicing, via spliceosome. The record is from RefSeq and is a predicted model, not a curated record.
GAAUUACUUUAAAAAAAAAAAGAAACAACAAAACCCCCUAUCAUCCCCAUUUUACUGACAACGACACUGAGAUCCGGAGAAGGGAAAAACGCUGUCAGAGUUCACACACAGUAAGGGUCUCAAGUUCCGGUCCCCCAACUCCCAUCCAUACUUUUCCACUACUCUUCAGUCCACAGAGCCCCUGCUUGCUUGGCCAGGAAACCCCGGGAAGCCGGCACUUCGCCUCAGGUUCCGGGAUUUCUGUAUGCCCCCUAGAGGCACCUGCAAACCGCUCGGCGUCGCGCCACCACACCUCCGGCCAGCAAGGGGCACUGCUGCCAUCUCGAUAGCCCAGACUGGCUCUCCUUUCGGUGCUCACUUUUCCUCGAGUCCCCGAGGCACUUCCGGUAGCCGCGGAACUUCAGUGCGGCCGGACGCACAGCGUGGGGACGCGGGCGCGCGAGGCGGCAGGAGUUGCUUCCGGCCGUGUCGGUGGUCUGAAUAGAGGUCCGGGGGCCCAGGGAAGAUGGAGACGAUUCUCGAGCAGCAACGGCGAUAUCACGAAGAGAAGGAACGGCUCAUGGACGUCAUGGCGAAAGAGAUGCUCACGAAGAAGUCCACGCUCCGGGACCAGAUCAAUUCGGACCACCGCACCCGGGCCAUGCAGGACAGGUAUAUGGAAGUCAGUGGGAACCUGAGGGAUUUGUAUGAUGAUAAGGAUGGGUUACGAAAGGAGGAGCUCAAUGCCAUUUCAGGACCCAAUGAAUUUGCUGAAUUCUAUAAUAGACUCAAGCAAAUAAAGGAAUUCCACCGGAAGCACCCAAAUGAGAUCUGUGUGCCAAUGUCAGUGGAAUUUGAGGAGCUACUAAAGGCUCGGGAGAAUCCAAGUGAAGAGGCACAAAAUUUGGUGGAGUUUACAGAUGAAGAGGGAUAUGGUCGUUACCUUGAUCUCCACGACUGUUACCUCAAAUAUAUUAACCUGAAGGCCUCAGAGAAGCUGGAUUAUAUCACAUACCUGUCCAUCUUUGACCAGUUAUUUGACAUUCCUAAAGAAAGGAAGAAUGCGGAGUACAAGAGAUACCUGGAGAUGCUGCUCGAGUACCUUCAGGAUUACACAGACAGAGUAAAGCCCCUCCAAGAUCAGAAUGAACUUUUUGGGAAGAUUCAGAAUGAGUUUGAGAAGAAGUGGGAGAAUGGUACCUUUCCUGGGUGGCCGAAAGAGACAAGCAGUGCCCUGACCCAUGCUGGAGCCCAUCUUGACCUCUCUGCGUUCUCCUCCUGGGAGGAGUUGGCCUCCCUGGGUCUGGACAGAUUGAAAUCUGCGCUCUUAGCUUUAGGCCUGAAGUGCGGCGGGACCCUAGAAGAGCGAGCCCAGAGGCUAUUCAGCACCAAAGGAAAGUCCCUGGAGUCACUUGACACCUCCCUGUUUGCCAAAAAUCCCAAGUCAAAGGGCACCAAGCGAGACACUGAGAGGAACAAAGACAUUGCCUUCCUAGAAGCCCAGAUCUACGAAUACGUAGAGAUUCUUGGGGAGCAGCGACAUCUCACUCAUGAAAAUGUACAGCGCAAGCAGGCAAGGACAGGAGAAGAGCGAGAAGAGGAGGAGGAAGAGCAGAUCAGUGAGAGUGAGAGUGAAGAUGAAGAGAACGAGAUCAUCUACAACCCCAAAAACCUGCCCCUUGGCUGGGAUGGCAAACCCAUUCCCUACUGGUUGUAUAAGCUUCAUGGCCUGAAUAUCAACUACAACUGUGAGAUUUGUGGAAACUACACCUACCGAGGUCCCAAGGCCUUCCAGCGGCACUUUGCUGAAUGGCGCCAUGCUCAUGGCAUGAGGUGUUUGGGCAUCCCAAACACUGCGCACUUUGCUAAUGUGACACAGAUUGAAGAUGCUGUCUCCUUGUGGGCUAAGCUGAAACUGCAGAAGGCAUCAGAACGAUGGCAGCCUGACACUGAGGAAGAGUAUGAAGACUCCAGUGGGAAUGUUGUGAAUAAGAAGACAUAUGAGGAUCUGAAAAGACAAGGACUGCUCUAGUGUUCAGGGAUGUAUCUCAGCUUUGGGGCUUGCCCAGGCUUCCCUAAGAUCUGCUUUUUCUAUUUCUCCCGACCAAAUGCUCCUAAAGACUCUUUGCUACUUAGUCUUCUGGUCUAGCCUGCAUCUUGUAGAAACAAGGCAUGCUGGCAGAUUGCAGGGUUGAGAUGUGUUUUAUCUUUGUUUUAUAUUAAAAAAGAUUCUGUCGGAAAAUAAAACCAGCCCUUGUUCUGAA